Molecule: messenger RNA, 3208 nt
Organism: Phymastichus coffea
Lineage: Eukaryota; Metazoa; Arthropoda; Insecta; Hymenoptera; Eulophidae
Gene: lama
Product: putative phospholipase B-like lamina ancestor
Exons: 5
Coding region: 573-2201 (542 amino acids)
Biological process (GO): phospholipid catabolic process
Cellular component (GO): extracellular region
Molecular function (GO): glycerophospholipase activity
Source: RefSeq, a predicted model, not a curated record
AAUCCAGCCUUGCCAACGCUUCUUUAAGUGCCGUAUUCGAGAGUACAAUCGCUUAAGGCUACGCGCACAUGGAAUAGUCAUCGGUUGCACGCGUUAUCAGCCGGCUGCCGUACAGCACGAAGGAGGCACCGAGACGAGAAGCUAUUAUUAGCCCUGCGAGCGGCCCUGUCCGCGACCAUCUUCCACGAUUGAUAUUACUUCGGCUUACUUAUCGACUGGCACCGGUGCGCUGAUAGACUUGUGUACGACGCCGACUAGAUCAGUGUUCCUUCGGCUGCUGCUCGUCCGGACGCGCUCGGAGACGAGCGUCUUUAUCGUUUGUCGAAUGAGUUGCGUCUGAAAAGCGACCGUACCGAGCUCCGAAACCAAUCGAUAAUCGACCAAGCGAUCCUCGGCUGGCUACGUUCUUCGAGAAAUUGAUCGCCUCCUCUUCUCCGGAUGGUGAUCGAGUGGGAGCAGCUUCCGAGAGGCGGAAGCCGCUGACUGGGCGUUGGCCUCUGUACUCGAUGGGUUGAGAAAACGGGCUUCAGUUUUUUCCGAGUUGAGUUGUUCCGAGAAACCACCGAUGAGCCAUGCUGAAGGUCGUGGGCGCCUCUUGGCUGCAGACUCGCAUCUCCACCUACAUACUCGUCGCCGUCGCUCUCCUCGGCGUCGGCGCUAUCAUCCUCGGCGAGUACGGACGCGCUAAGAAUGACGGCACGUACUCAGCGACCGUCUGGUGGAAGCACAGAUCCGGAUACCGCAUUGACUUUUGGGGCCAGGGCAACGACUUGGAGUCGCUGCCGAGAGGGGUGGCCCGUGGCUACUACAAGACUGGAAUCUACGAAACUGGGUGGUCCACCAUCGAGAUCGAGACGUCGUCGGAAUACCCGGACGACGUGCAGGCGUACGCGGCUGGUCUGCUGGAGGGCAGCCUGACCUGGCAGCUGAUUUACCACCACUGGCACAACACCGUGAGGCCGGUGUGCGUCUCGAGGGCCGCGCUCUGCUACAAGAUGCGACAAUACCUGCGCCAAAACGCGGCAAGCGCGCGCGAGAAGGCCGCCCUGUUGAGAGCCGAGGAUCCCUACUGGCACAUGGUGCACCUGUACUACGAGCAGCUGAACGGCCUGGCGGAGGGCUGGAGGUUCGCGGUGCAGCGCCGGGGUCAGGACGCGGAGAUCAAGCCGGACGACUUCCUCUGGAUGGCCCUGGCCCCGGACCUGCCGGACCUGGAGCUCGCGGGCAACGGCUCGCGACCGCACGCCGCCGCGGACGGCAUGCUCGUGCUCAAGGCCAUCGAGCACGGGCCGCGCGGCCCCCUGGUCGGCCUCGCGCACAACACCGCCACGCCCUACGCGCGCAUGCUGCGCCUCUUCAAGCGCUACAAGUUCGCCUACCAUCUGUCGCCGGCGGGCGGCGCGUCCGCGGCGCCCGGCCAGGCCGUGGCCAUGAGCUCCUACCCGGGCGCGCUCUCCUCGCAGGACGAGAGCUACCUGGUGGAGGGGCCUCGCGGCGAGCUGCUGCUGGCGGGCACGCCGCUCGCGGCCGCGGAGCCGCGGCUGUGGGGGGGCCGCCUGCAGGCCGAGGACCGGCUGCUGUCGGCCGCGCGGCUGAUGGCCGCCAACCGGCUGGCGACCGACGGGCUGGCCUGGGCGCAGCUGCUCGAGCGCCAGGCGGCCGCGGGCGGCGCCGCCGGCCGCCAGUGGCUGGCCGUGGAGCCGCGCUACGGGCGCGUGCGCCUGGUCGAGCAGCUGCCCGCCGGCCCGACGCAGCACUCCGACCGCAGCGUCGAGUUCGCGCGCCAGGGCUUCCUCGGCCUGGCGGGCGCGCCGCUGAGCGAGGCGGCGCGCGGCCCGCCGGGCGCGCGCGCCGCCGCGGCCGCGGCCCGGGCCGCGCAGCUGGCCCUGCUGCAGGCCAACGUGAGCAGCGUGGAGGCGCUGCGCGAGCUCAUGCGGGGCCCCGGGGACGCGGCGCUGGCCCAGCUGCUGGCCUACCGCGGCGACCUGGCGGCGGUGCCGCGGCCGCACGGCGUCGUCGACUCCAAGCUCUUCCUCUUCGACCUCAGCGGCGUGCUGGCGUUCGAGGGCCGCUGCGGUCCGCCGCGGCGCCCCCACGCGCCGGCCUUCGACUGGGCGGCCAGCUUCCCCAACAGCUCGCACCUCGGACAGCCGGAGGUCUUCGCCUUCGACAGCUUCGCGCCCCGGUGGGUCUGGCUCUGAGCGCUCCGAGCCCCGUCUUCCACGCCUCUGCGGCGCCUCCAGCCGAGGCUCGACCGGCCGCCGAGUUGCACGCUCCGCCAAAUUUAUCAUCUUCCAACGAACCAAUCUUCGCAGCUCGUACUUACUGCUGGAAUAUUCCGAAAGUGCAAUGCCAAAAUUAUCAACGACAUCGUCUCUGCGAGUAUCCGCUCGUUGGUCGCUCGUCCUAUAUUGGAUCGAUAUGUUCUACCAUUUGAAUUCAUCAGUGCGCACAGUUUCCUUUCUAAACAUCAUGCUUACUCCACGUGUUAAGCAAUGACAAGACGACUUAAUCUUUUACGAAUUGAGGAAGUUGCAUCGUUUAUUUUAUAAGAGGUAAAGUUGGUUAAAAGUAUAUGUGUCGAGCCUUAUCAAAUGCUUUUACACUCAUUUAUAAUUUACUAUUGUAAAAAGUACAAUUCUUUUACUUUGCAACUGAAUCGAUGUACAAGCGCAAUAAUUGGAUCUAUUCAUUGUGGGUAAGAGGCUUUCUAUACAAGGAGACAUCGGGCAUCGGACGUGUACCGAGAUUAUUAUUUGCUUAACAUCUGGAUGUGUCCGUGAUUGCGCACGGUGCCAACAAUUAUAACGAAUAUACAUCUAUGAUAUUGACUUUAUUGACACAAUAAUAUAUCAUUCAACUGUCUUUUUUCACCGUGAGCACAAAGGUGUAAAAAUGAAUUAAUUACUCUUGACGUUGAUUCGUAAAAUAUAAAUAAAUGUUCUACAUUUUUUUUUAACCCACGCACAUUCCUUUGGUAAGUUAAUGACUAUAACGAUCAAUUUGUUUUUUACCUCAGUAUUUGUUCAACAUCCGAUAUCCGAUGACUCUUAUGAAGAAAGUCGCUAAAACUUUUCUCAUACAUAAAUCUACGUUGAAGAAUGUUAAUCACUACAACUUUCUCAAUCUUCCAUACAACAUAUAUCUUUGGUUUCUUGUUUUCGGGAUUCUACUGCGCUGAAUCACGAUAGUUUUUUUGAAAAUAUAU